AUGGAUGUAAUGAGGCCCUUAAUAAAUGAGCAGAAUUUUGAUGGGACAUCAGAUGAAGAGCAUGAGCAAGAGCUGCUGCCCGUUCAGAAGCACUACCAGCUGGAUGGCCACGAGGGCAUUUCAUUUGUGCAAACUCUUAUGCAUCUUCUUAAAGGAAAUAUUGGAACUGGACUUUUGGGGCUUCCACUGGCCAUAAAAAAUGCAGGCAUAGUGCUUGGACCAAUCAGCCUUGUGUUUAUAGGAAUUAUUUCUGUUCACUGUAUGCACAUUUUGGUACGGUGCAGUCACUUUCUGUGUCAGAGGUUUAAAAAGUCAACAUUAGGUUAUAGUGACACUGUGAGUUUUGCUAUGGAAGUAAGUCCUUGGAGUUGUCUUCAGAAGCAGGCAGCAUGGGGACGGAGUGUGGUUGACUUUUUCCUGGUGAUAACCCAGCUGGGGUUCUGUAGUGUAUAUAUUGUCUUCUUAGCUGAAAAUGUAAAACAAGUUCAUGAAGGAUUCCUGGAGAGUAAGGUGUUUCUUCUGAAUAGUACCAAUUCACCAAAUCCAUGUGAGAGAAGAAGUAUUGACCUAAGGAUAUAUAUGCUUUGCUUUCUUCCAUUUAUAAUUCUUUUGGUCUUCAUUCGUGAGCUAAAGAAUCUAUUUGUGCUUUCAUUCCUCGCCAACCUUUCCAUGGCUGUCAGUCUUGUGAUAAUUUAUCAGUAUGUUGUUAGGAAUAUGCCAAAUCCCCACAAUCUUCCAAUAGUGGCUGGUUGGAAAAAAUACCCACUUUUUUUUGGUACUGCUGUGUUUGCUUUUGAAGGCAUAGGAGUGGUCCUUCCACUGGAAAAUCAAAUGAAAGAAUCAAAACGCUUCCCCCAAGCAUUGAAUAUUGGCAUGGGAAUUGUUACAAUUUUGUACGUAACAUUAGCUACCUUGGGCUACAUGUGUUUCCGUGAUGAAAUUAAAGGCAGCAUAACUUUAAAUCUUCCCCAGGAUGUGUGGUUAUAUCAAUCAGUGAAAAUUCUGUAUUCCUUUGGCAUCUUUGUGACAUAUUCAAUUCAGUUCUAUGUUCCGGCAGAGAUCAUCAUCCCUGUGAUCACAUCCAAAUUUCAUGCUAAAUGGAAACAAAUCUGUGAAUUUGCAGUAAGGUCCCUCUUGGUUAGUAUUACAUGUGCUGGAGCAAUUCUGAUUCCUCGUUUAGACAUUGUGAUUUCCUUCGUUGGAGCUGUGAGCAGCAGCACAUUGGCCCUGAUCCUUCCACCUUUCGUUGAAAUUCUUACAUUUUCUAAGGAGCACUACAAUAUAUGGAUGAUCCUGAAAAAUAUUUCUAUAGCGUUCACUGGUGUUGUUGGUUUCUUCUUAGGUACGUAUGUAACUGUGGAAGAAAUUAUUUAUCCUACUCCCACAGUUAGAGCUGGCGCUCCGCAAAGUCCUUCUCUGAAUUUGAAUUCCACAUGCUUUACGUCUGGGUUGAAAUAGUGGAAGCAGAACUAUGAGUCUUCUCCCUUUGUCUCAGUUCUGGAACUGAUUAAAGUAAGAGCUGGUAGAACCCAUUGCCAUACACCUAAAAAUAGAACCAAACUCUCUUUUCUUUUGGCACAAUAAUGACAUUUUGGCAUUGAACUGUAAUUCUUUACCAAUAGUGGUAAACUAUGACAGAUUCUUGGUUUUGAGUAUUAGUACGAAUUUCAAAAAUUUUUAGUUUUGAAAAUUUUAUGAAUUAAAAUAUAGAAGAAUCAAAGAAUAAAAGACUUCCACUAUUCUUCAUUCAAUCAGAAAUACUCUGACCAAGAUUCUCUUUUACACUCAUGCUCCUCUUCCCCACCCAGCUGAGGAGAGAACAAAGUUCCAAUAACAAGAGAUUCAGAGAAGGACAUAGUUAACAAAAAUCUUCAGACCAUCUCGGUGAAUGUCAAAGUGUACUUUGUGUAUAGUGUAAAAAUAUCUCAAUUGUGUUUUUAUUAGAGAGCCAAAUAUUUACAGUUCAUCCCUGCAAGGAUAGAAAACUCUAAUGUAUUAAAGCAUCAGAAAUCCCUAAACCAGAAUUGUUCUGCACUGUUUCUGAUGGUAGUUGAUCUGCAUAAUGAAAAUUAUGAGGUGCUGUGUGAAAUCCUGUUUCAGUGUCUCAGUAAAAUUGGAAAGAGACUUUCAGUGUUAUCCAACACAAUUCCCUUGAUGUCCAGAAACAUUAAGUAACUUGGUCAAGACCACUCAGCUUUGAGGGCAAGCCAAGAGAACCUGAUGUCCAGAAACGUUAAGUAACUUGGUCAAGAACACUCAGCUUUGAGGUCAAGCAAGAGAACCUGAUCUUUUGACCCCAGGAUUUCUUAUUUUUCACAUUACAUCCAAGAAAAUCAAAUUAUAUUCAGUUUAGCUUUUAGUGUCGCAUCUACAUAAUUAUAUUUUAAAGCUCAGAAAGCCAGUGAUCUUUCAGUAGUAUAUGUGACCUGAGCAUAAAAUCAGAGAACUCUAAAAAGCAUGCAUUACAGGUACAUAAACUUCAACAAGAGAAAGAAGGUGUUUGUUUGUUUGUUUUAAAAACUAGAAAGCACGUCUGCUUUACUUGCUGGUUAGUAGAAGGUGCCCAACCAUUCUGUCUGUGGCUUGAACUUCUCAUUUCUUCUCUUUUUAAAAGGGUUUGUAGGUACCAUUUUUCUUAAUGGCAGAAAAUGGGUCUCUGACAAAAUACAGGAUUUGUGUAUUCCAGCCCAGUGGCUUUCCUGUUUAUAGCCUUAUAUUGAUCUGAAUGGGCAGAAUAAAGAAAAAAAGAAAUUUAUGCUGAGGAAAAAUCAAGGCAACAAUAGACUCUCUACUAAAUAUUGAGACACUCCAGGUUUCUUCCAGAGAAAUACCUUCUAUUACUUCAUAUUCGUCAAGCCCAGUAAUUAACUGAAACAAGUUCAGUUGACGUGGAAAAUGGAAACUUUUAAGUUUAACACAUUAGGAAUCUUGAUGUAUUUUUUUUUUAAUUCAGACUUCAAAGCAUUUUUAAUCAGGCUGGUAAUCUGUAAUACUACAAGAUAUCAUCAAGAUCACAAUAGUAUAUGUAUUCUGUGUUUUUAUGUGUGAAUGUGAACUUAGUUCAAGUAUGUUUUUUUGCCUUACGUCAUUAAUGAGUCGUCAAAUACAGUCCUAACAAAGUA
Messenger RNA from Suricata suricatta (meerkat), 3122 nucleotides. RefSeq names its product solute carrier family 36 member 4 (gene SLC36A4). The record is from RefSeq and is a predicted model, not a curated record. NCBI's taxonomy places the organism in Eukaryota, Metazoa, Chordata, Mammalia, Carnivora, Herpestidae. The transcript has 10 exons. Gene Ontology annotation, cellular component: vacuolar membrane. Bases 1 to 1458 code for a protein of 485 amino acids. Gene Ontology annotation, biological process: amino acid transmembrane transport; L-alanine transport. Gene Ontology annotation, molecular function: L-alanine transmembrane transporter activity; L-proline transmembrane transporter activity.